CUAAUUACAGAGAAACUCUUCUACGGGACACAAUACUAAUAUCUAUAUAUACAUAUACAUAUAGAGAGGUGUGCAUUAUUACAAACAUACAUUAUAUAUAUAUAUAUCAACUUUGUCAAUCAUGGUUGUGUUAGGCUCGCAAAAGGUUAAGAUCUUUGUGUCACUUUUUAUAUCACAGUACAUGUUUGUAUUGAUGAUAUGUAUGGUGAAUUGUAGUCCUCCAGAGGACCCCAUUAAGUGUUCGUCCAACAAUUCCAACUGCACCAUCACAAACUCGUACGGUGCAUUCCCGGAUCGGAGCGUGUGCCGAGCAGCUGAUGUUGCCUACCCCACCACAGAGGAAGAGCUAAUCUCGACGGUGGCAAUGGCGACAAUGGAGAGAAGGAAAAUCAAAGUGGCCACUCGUUUCUCUCACAGCAUUCCUAAGCUGGUUUGUCCUGACGGUGACAAUGGACUUCUCAUAAGCACGAAGUAUUUAAACCACACAUUAAAUGUUGAUCAAGACAAUAUGACUAUGAGUGUUGAGAGUGGCGUGACAUUGAGGCAACUUAUUAAUGAGGCAGCCAAAGCUGGGCUAGCACUGCCAUAUGCGCCAUACUGGUGGGGCUUGACCAUUGGUGGCCUAAUGGGCACCGGCGCGCACGGUAGUUCGCUGUGGGGGACGGGGAGUUCGGUUCAUGACUACGUGGUUCAACUUCGGAUUAUCACUCCGGCGGGACCUGAAGAGGGAUAUGCCAAAGUCUGGACCCUGGACAAUGGUGACCCUAACCUGAAUGCAGCAAGGGUUUCACUUGGCGUGCUUGGAGUUAUUUCACAGGUCACUCUGAGAAUGCAACCCUUGUUCAAGCGAGCCGUCACCUUCUUAGAGAGGAAUGAUUCGGACUUGGGAGAUCAAGCGGUUAGCUUUGGUCACCAACAUGAGUUUGCAGACCUAACAUGGUAUCCAAGUCAACGAAAGGUGGUAUACCGGAUUGAUGAUCGGGUCACAUCUAAUGCAUCCGGUAAUGGUCUAAAUGACUUCACCGGAUUUCGCUCCACACUUUCACUUGUUUUGAAAACCAUAAGAUAUACAGAGGAAAAUCAAGAAUCUAAUGGUGAUGCUGAUGGGAAAUGCAUCAAUGCAAAGCUUAAUCUAUUUACACUCAAGAUCAGCGCGUAUGGGUUAACAAAUGAUGGUAUUGCCUUUACAGGCUACCCUGUAGUUGGAUAUCAAAAUCGGCUCCAAGCCUCAGGAGGCUGCCUUGAUAGCUUAAAGGAUUCAAUGAUCACAGCAUGCCCUUGGGACCAUCGAGUUGACGGACUCUUCUUUCACCAAACUACAUUCAGCAUUGGCUUGUCCAAAGUCAAGAGCUUCAUUCAAGAUGUCCAAAACCUAAUUCAAUUAGAGCCUAAAUCCAUGUGUGGCGCAGAACUCUACAAUGGAUUCCUCAUGCGCUAUGUCAAGACUUCAACUGCUUACUUAAGCAAACAAGAAGAUGCACUUGACUUUGACAUCACAUACUACAGAAGCAAAAACCCGAUGACCCCUAGGCUCUACGAAGACAUACUUGAAGAGAUAGAGCAGCUCGCGAUGGUCAAGUAUGGAGGGUUGCCACAUUGGGGGAAGAAUCGAAAUGUGGCCUUUGAUGGAGUGAUCAAGAAAUACAAAAAUGCCCAAAAAUUCUUCAAGGUUAAGAAGAUGUAUGAUCCAUUAGGGCUCUUCUCCAGUGAGUGGACAGACCAAGUUCUUGGGUUGAAAGAUGGGGUGACCAUUGUGAAAGAAGGUUGUGCUCUGGAAGGGUUGUGCGUAUGCUCAGAAGACAUUCAUUGUGCCCCAAACAAGGGUUAUGUUUGUCGACCAGGAAAAAUUUACAAGGAUGCAAGGGUUUGUACUCGUUUAAAAUCAACUGCAUUUUAGUAACAAUAACUUAGCCCUUGUUCAAUUUAAAUGUUAUACCAACACUUACAAAAUCAUUGUGUGACAAUACUUUCUACUAGUCGUUUUUUUAAGAAGCAAAUCUUACUAGCAAAACAGAAAAUUUAGGAUAUAUUUAUUUUAAGAUACGAACAUUUGUUUUAUAAACUAUGUUGUACAAUUUAUAAAAUAUUUUA
Messenger RNA from Cornus florida, 2091 nucleotides. Its product is annotated as probable L-gulonolactone oxidase 6. The record is from RefSeq and is a predicted model, not a curated record. The transcript is spliced from 4 exons. Bases 122 to 1897 code for a protein of 591 amino acids. Gene Ontology annotation, molecular function: D-arabinono-1,4-lactone oxidase activity; FAD binding. Gene Ontology annotation, cellular component: membrane. NCBI's taxonomy places the organism in Eukaryota, Viridiplantae, Streptophyta, Magnoliopsida, Cornales, Cornaceae.